UACGUCAGCACCGACCGGAGUGCAGAGAGAGUGUGUGCAUCAGAUAUUCCCCCAUCAACGCUCAGCCAGCUACGCCCACCGAGUCAGGGCUGAAAUGGGUCGCUAAACACUCUCCUGUGAGACUGGGUGCAGUGAUUUUCCCCCGGACCUCCGAGUUUCCUCGGCAGCAUCCCGCCCGCUUUGAGAUGGGAUAUGGGAUUAUUCAUGUCGACCAAGAUCACAGGAAUUCUUGCGUUUGCCACCGUAUUCCUGUCUGUUAUAGUGCCAGGAGCCUCUGCAGAUGUGAAGUGUGAGAACAUUUAUAAAGACUUUUCUGAAUGUGUCCUGGAGCUGGGUGAGAGCAUGGACAACUACCAGGAGAACGUGACCAGUGAGAAGGGAGUGGCGGCUGUGUGCAGCCACUGGGAAGCUUUCCACACGUGUGCUCUCACAGCUCUCUCCGACUGUCAAGAGGAAGUCAGCUCCAUCUGGGAGACUCUGAGGCAGGACUCCAGGAAGAUCCGCUUCCAGGGAAGUCUGUUUGAUCUGUGCAGCCCCAGUUCCUCCUCAUGCAUAAGUCUGUCACUCGCUGCUCUCAUCCUGCCACUGGUCAUGAUGCUGGUCAUGACCGGGCCCUACUGGCUCCGUGUAUAGAUGAUGUGGGAGUGGGGCUGUGGUCUGUUGAGGAGGGUCCUGCAUCCCCCUGAGUUUCAGUCUGCUGAAACUUAAAGCCAAGGAUUUAAGAAGGACAAACGUUUUAAAGGAUUCGUUUUACAUAGAACCACAGAGCUUUGUGGUAGGACAAUCAAUAUCCGUCUUCAUGAAUAAUGUUUAAAUCCUCUAAAGUACUGAAGCUUUUUCCCAUCCUUUUUGUCUGGUUGAGUUGUAGGGAAAAAAUGUGUUUUCAUCCUGUCAGUCUUGGCAGAUUAAAACAUAUACUCUGCAGCAUUUAAGAGAUGUUUAAUUUAGUGCAUCCAAGUCUGGAGAGCUGAGUCUCCACCUGUGGCUCUGGGUUAGUAAUUCACAAGGGGCGAGCACAUUUCUGUCUCACAAAUACCAGUGCAAUUCAAAUGCAGUCCAACAUAGUCUGAAGGUUUAAUUGUGAAAGAUUUGACAUAUUUAAUCUGGUUAUAAUUGGUCGUUUUUGUGCUUUUCAGGGGUAGUUGAGGGUGGAUUUUGUUAAUUAGAUUCAAACUCAGAUUGUCUUUCCCCCCAUUUCUUUAGAAAGGUUAAAAUAAUCAUCCGCUACCUGCAGUGUCAUGUUUCAGGUCAGACUAGAUGGGCGUGAGUGAAUUAUAGGUGCUUGUGGUUUUUAAAGAUGUGUGUUUCAGUUGGACGUUUGUUUAGAGCCGCAACACAUGUUUUGUCAUUUUGAGAUGGGGCAGACUGGUCAUUCUUAAACCAAGAAAAUGUUAUGUUACGCGUCAUAAACAUCAAGUCUAAUUUAACCCAAGCCAUGAUUUUAUUUUGUUUCUUAAACCUAUGCAAGGGUGUUUGCUGCUGACACUGCAGUGUUGUUGUUAACAUGUUGCUAAAGUUCUCAUUAAACUUGUAUCAGGAUAAUUUAAAAAAAGAAGAGCACUCAAGAGAAAGGUUGUGUUUUUGCCUUGAAAGUAAAAGUUGAACAUUUACGUGCAUUUUGGCCACAAUGGUUGGUAUGAAAAAUCUUAAUGUAUUAACCUGUUUUAUAGAUUCAGGGGAAUUUAAGUGUUACUUUGGGAGAACAUUAAAGGUCAUUAAAAAGUAUUGCACAAUAUGCUACAUGCUGUGACACAAGCACCAUGUGGAGGUAUGCACAAAUUGCUCAUGUCUGUUACUGAUGUUACCCAAAUACCUUUAGUUCAAAACAGUCAAAUGUGAUGCGCUACUGCCACUCAAAUUCUUGCACAUUCAAAUUGCCUCUUUUCACUCCUUAGAUGAAUUUUGCAUGAGCUUAAAAGCUACAAAUCCAAGAAAUUGUUUUGCAGUGGCUGCGCAUAAGUCGGUGUUGAGCUGUAUCCAGUGUCAAAAUCUCGAGCUUAUAUGUAGUCAUCUCUUUUAACUGGUAUAAAAAUAAUAGAAUAGAUAUUUUUGGUAGAUUAUUCUCAGACAUGUACAUAGCAAACUGAAUACAAAGAUAAGUAAGGAGUAAUUAAGCAUGUUCAGGAAUGUUUAAUACACUUUACAAUCUUACUUAGCACAAGUGAUGUUUGCUUCAGGAUACAACCUUCUUUCCACCAGUGGGUGUCAUCAAUGGUGGAAACACUGUAGAAAGCCUAUAAAAAGACAUUAUGAUCUAGUUACAUAAGCAGAUUUCUAUAUAAAUAACUAAUUACAUAAAUAAAUUGUUAACAGUAUUCUAUUCUAUUAAUAAGUUUGUUUUCACACUCACAAGCAGUUGAUAGGAAAGUCUUUCAGAUUCAUAUAAGUAGUUUAUUUAUUUUAGUUCCUUUUGAAGAGUCAACUUAAAACCUACAACUUUUAUUUUGAAGGCAAGGUCUCCUGACCUUGUAUAAUUUUCAUUGUACAAGUUGGUGAAUGGAACAAGCUGUCGCGAAGAGGCACUGACCUGCAUUUCACAUCUUCAUUCACAACAACACAGGCAAAGUGGGAAUAACACUGAGCUGGGUCAACACGCAUUAGUGGACCAGGGAAAUUAUGCAACACCUGUCAAACUGACAAGUUUCACGUACGUGUUCCCGCUGUCACAGACAGUUCAUGUAGUGGCGGCAUCAAUUGUGAGAAUUGAAAAUUCAGCAGAACAGAUUAAACUGUACCCUUGAUAGUCUUCCAAAGCACCUCAAGCUUUGUUUAGCGAGACCUGGCAACAUGAAGAAAUGCCAAUGAUUUAUACGUAAUCUACAGAACAUACAUUUCACCUAACCAUAGACAUGAAUGAAAACAAAGGCUCAGUAAAAGAGCACAAGAAAUAUGAUCAAAGAAAGGAAAUGAGAUGGGUUUUCAGGAGGAAAGUAACAUGAAAUCCCAUCACCACCUCUCCAGACUUCUAAUGUGAACUUUUUUGCUUCUUAAAUCUGCAAAUGUGCUUAUAUGCAAUGUUUUUCAUUGCUAUGAUUAUGGGGGGGGAAAAAAAUAAGUUGUGUCCACGACCAUGAAUCAAGAAGAACUAUUGCCUAACUAUUUCACAAAUUCCCAUGAGAGAGUGUUGCAUGUAAUUUACCGACAGAUGAGCGAUCAAAAUGUUAAACUUCUCCUUUUAUUCGGAGAGACAGGGUGCAUCAAUACCCAACCACUUACCUUAAUCCCUACUUUGUAUUUAUACUGUACAGACAAAGUAUUGUGCUGAAAUCAUCACUUGCACAACUUAAAAAAAAGGAUUUAAAUACCACUUCAUCAAGGAUAAAAGCAAUAUCCCUGCAAACUUUUUGUAAGUUGUUAGAAAAAAACUUUGACAGUUUUGCUUCCUUACUAAUCAUCCCAAAGAACAAAGCAAACAUUUCUUUAACUGAACCACUUUAAGCACAGUGACCAAAUUACAUUUAGAGGUACUUUCGGUGAAAUUCCCCUUUUGUCUUACAUCAUAAUAAAUGUUGUCAAAUGACAAUCAACCACUUUGUACACCGUUUUUUUUUUUAAAUGUAUUUAUUUGUAUUCAUUUUGAACCAAGUUACACAUCAAUCUUCUGUGGUUGAUACUGCAUGGCUGGUACAAAGACACCAAAAAGAAAAAGACCUCUAUCUCACACACAACUCUCUUCAGAUUUCUCACCCGUGGAAGUGUUUGUGAGGAUUUCUGAAGCGUGAACGUUGAACAGUGUCUCAUGAAUUUCUGUCACAUAUUGUGAGAAAACACUCACCUGUUGUGAACAUGAUUUGGAGUUGCGCAGCUGUGGGUAGAGUUCAUGGGAAUGACAAAUCUGUUACAUGAUUGCAAAAGACCUAGCGUGCUGCAAAAGGACAGUUUAAUAACACGGAAGCUGUGCAACAGGAUUCAAACAGACCUGAAUGUGUUUUCACACAAAAAAGAUAAACGUUCAAAAACUUCAACAAGCAGUGGCAUGCAUUUUA
Messenger RNA from Cololabis saira (Pacific saury), 3986 nucleotides. RefSeq names its product neuritin-like. Gene Ontology annotation, cellular component: plasma membrane. The transcript is spliced from 3 exons. The record is from RefSeq and is a predicted model, not a curated record. Bases 193 to 633 code for a protein of 146 amino acids. Gene Ontology annotation, biological process: nervous system development; neuron projection extension. NCBI's taxonomy places the organism in Eukaryota, Metazoa, Chordata, Actinopteri, Beloniformes, Belonidae.